CACAUUACGCAGGCCAGAACACGACAACCUGUCUUAUCACCCACUCGGCAAUAUACAAACUCCCAACCCUCAAUCCCAAUUCCUUCAUUCUGUCCACGAUGCCAGCUCCUCCGGGCUUCCGCAGAGUCAACGGACUUCCUCUGGGGAAGCACUUUACGGACGAGACCAUUUACUACGUCUUCGGUUACAGACCCACGGCAGACGACGUCUUCAUCGUAACCUACCCAAAAUGCGGCACGACCUGGAUGCAGCACAUCGUUUAUUACAUCUACAGCGACGGCGAACCUCGUCGGAGUCGCGAAGACUUCUCGGCGAGGACUCCCUUCUUCGAGGUGCUCGGAGCCGAAGCCAUAGCCAACUUAAUCCGACCGGCAGCCAUCAAGACUCAUCUGCCGUUCGAAUACCAGCCGUACUCGGAGCAAGCUAAGUACAUCUACGUGGCCAGAAACCCUUUCGACUGUUGCGUGUCGUUCUACAACCAUUACAAAGUAUUUCCAGAGUAUGACUUUGCGGAUGGAACGUUCGAUAAAUUCUUCGAGAUGUUUCUGGAAGGGAACGUCGAUUUUGGGGACUACUUUCACCACUUGCUCUCUUGGUACCCGCAUAAGAAUGAUUCAAACGUCCUGUUCUUAACCUACGAGGACCUAAAGAAGGAUGUUAGGGCCGGGGUACUGAAGGUCGCCGAGUUCUUGGGACCGAAGUACGGCAACAAGGUACGUCGUAGUAAUGGCAUUAUCCUUGACAAGAUCGUGCAGCUGACUGACUUUGAGUCAAUGAAGAAGGUUGUUAACCACGAAAUCAAAGAAGUGCGUUCGCUGCACAGUGAGAAGCCGAUCGAGGAUCUUCCGCGUUUCGCGCAGCUGAUGAGACAGGCGUGCGGUGAUGUGGUGAAGAAGCCGGUGACGAGAGAUUUUGUUCGGAAGGGGCAGGUCGGUGAUUGGAGGAAUUACUUUACUGACGAACAAAUCAGUAGGCUUCGGGAGAAGAUUAAAUUGGAGACGGCAGGAAGUGACGUCAUGAACCUUUGGAAGGAUCUGGACUUCAUAGGACCUGUUUCGUGAUGCGAUGGCAUGGAAUAUUCGCAACAUCUCGAUCGAUUUUUUUUUUCGCUUUGAGAUUAUUGAUUUCUCGUUGCGUGAAUGAUGUUUGAAGUGCGCAGUCUGUCACUAGGUUGGAUUGGAGUUUGAGUUUGAUUAUAGAAAAAAAAAAGAAAAACGUGGGUUGGAUUGGACUAUCAAUGUCUGCCGUUUCAACGUGAGAGUAUGCUGCAGUCGGUCAUAUCUGCCUCACAACCUAAAACCACAAAUUGUUUAAUAAUUCGGGGUUUUAUGUCGCGAAACAACUGUAAUCAAGAAAUUCAUCAUCAUCAUCAUUAUCAUGAAUAUAGUAAUAAUAAUAAUAAAUCAUCAAAAAAUCAUUACUAUUAUCGAUCGCUGUAAUAUAAUCGUAAUAACAUCUCCAAUACGUCACAAGGCAAUGAGACAGGGGUCAUUCUCGAUAACGGACAACAGUUCUACAUCAUUAUUCUUUGUGUUUUCUUGUGUGUAUUUUUCGGAUGUACCAAUUGCCUUGUAUUGCAAAUCGAAUAUAUCGAAUACACACAAAUAUCGAACACAAUGUUUUCCCAGGUCGAUGUCAAGAAUCUGUGACUCCUACCCAGGCCUAGCUAAACUUUACAUUCCAAUGUGAAGCGGGUGUAUUGUCAAGAAAUUUACAUGACACAGUUUCGGCUGGGGAUCGGGGAAUGUCGAAACUGAUUCAAGUACAGUCAACACAAGUGAUAAAAAUGCGGUCCACUGCAUGAAGGCUUGUAUCAUAAUAAACACAGUAGUUGCAAUAUCUUA
Molecule: messenger RNA, 1844 nt
Organism: Ornithodoros turicata
Lineage: Eukaryota; Metazoa; Arthropoda; Arachnida; Ixodida; Argasidae
Product: sulfotransferase ssu-1-like
Exons: 1
Coding region: 99-1061 (320 amino acids)
Biological process (GO): sulfation
Cellular component (GO): cytoplasm
Molecular function (GO): sulfotransferase activity
Source: RefSeq, a predicted model, not a curated record